UUUUGUCUCCCUCCUCCCUCCUCACUCCUCUCCCUUCUCGCCCGUCGCCCGGAUAGUAGUAGCGUGUUUUGCACCUAAACUACGACGCAGGUAACGAUUCAAACCAACCACCACACAACCCUUUUUUGCCUUGCCUUGCCUUAUCUCGAGAAUCAAUUAUUGUUCCCUGAAAGGAAGAGUAAUUCGAGUUCGUGGUCGUCGUUGAUUCUUCUAUCUUCUACAAAGAAAAAAGCUUCAUUAUCUCAGCCCUUUCGUCUUGUGGUUUCUCUUCUUUUUAGCUUUUAUUUUCUGCACGACACACGAGAAGAAAGACACACGCCUCGCCAACCGCUAUCUAGUCAACACUACUAGCAACACAUCUUCGAAUCCUUUUACUCCUCACCACACACAAUCGCGAUAUGGCGGACCGGACAAGCUCGUCAGAGGCCGAGCGCUUCGAUGAUGAGAAGAACGGCGGACGCAGCCCAUCCGGCAGCUUCAUCAAGGUCAAGCCCAUGGAGGACCUGGAGGGGGGCAGCGACAUCGAGAGAGCCGAGCUGCUGCCCACCGCGACCCAGCAGCAGCAUGUGCCCGAGAAGAGCAGCGCGAGAGCAGCUGUGAUAUGGAUGGUUGUCAACACCUUGGCUACGAUUGGAAUUGUCUUCACCAACAAAGCCAUCUUCUCCGACCCCUCCCUCAAGCUGGCCCAACUCACCUUCGCCUCCUUCCACUUCUUCAUCACGUGGCUCACGCUCUUCACUCUCUCGCGCCCGCGCUUCGCCAUGUUCGUCCCUCGCCGCGUGGCAAUCAAGGAGAUCAUCCCCCUCGCCGUCGCCAUGUCCCUAAACGUCAUCCUGCCCAACCUCUCCCUCGCCUUCUCCUCCGUCACAUUCUACCAAAUCGCCCGCAUCCUUCUCACCCCCACCGUGGCCCUCAUGAACUUCGUCCUCUACCGCGCCACGCUCCCCCGCAACGCAAUCUACGCCUUAAUCCCCGCCUGCCUCGGUGUCGGGAUCACGUCGUACUACGAUUCCCUGCCCACUGCGGAUGAGAAGGUCAAGACCACCUCGAGCAUCGGCGUCUUCUUCGCUUUCAGCGGCAUCUUCGCCUCGUCUCUGUACACCGUGUGGAUCGCUUCCUACUGCAAGAAGCUGCAGAUGAACCCCAUGCAGCUGCUCUUCAACCAGGCCCCGGUCUCCUCAUUCAUGCUCCUCUACGCAAUCCCCUUCAUCGACACCUUCCCCGUCUGGACCCAGGUGCCGCUGAACCGCUGGAUGCUGAUCCUUCUGAGCGGUGGAUUCGCCUCGCUGAUCAAUAUGUCGCAAUUCUUCAUUAUUGCGCAGACUGGGCCGGUGUCGUCGACGGUUGUCGGGCAUCUGAAGACUUGCUCGAUUGUGGCGCUGGGGUGGAUGACCUCGGGGCGCGCGGUGGGGGAUAAGAGUGUGUUGGGUGUUUUGAUUGCUAUUGGUGGGAUUGUUUCUUACUCCGUCGUAAUGAUCAAGCACAAGGCAGCCGCCGCCAUGGGCUCAAGCAACAAGGCCUAAACCCCCUUCUUUUUUACCCAAAAAAACAUGCAAAUACCGCCUCCACACUCUAUUCCAAAAGGAUAUGAGCGAGGUCCAUUCAAAUCCAACCAAAUCCAUAAUUCUACCACGUUUAUAAUUCUUCCUUUAUUAUCAUCUUUUCCAUUUUAUUUUACUACAGGACCCUCUUACCCAAGUCGCUGGGGUUUGGGCAUUGUUUGUUUUUGAGAAGCGAGUCGAGUCGGGCGGGGUCAUGUGAAUGGAUUAUGAGGCGGUUGGGGGGCC
Molecule: messenger RNA, 1787 nt
Organism: Pseudogymnoascus verrucosus
Lineage: Eukaryota; Fungi; Ascomycota; Leotiomycetes; Thelebolales; Thelebolaceae
Exons: 3
Coding region: 399-1523 (374 amino acids)
Cellular component (GO): Golgi apparatus
Molecular function (GO): antiporter activity
Source: RefSeq, a predicted model, not a curated record